Molecule: messenger RNA, 2461 nt
Organism: Ostrinia furnacalis (Asian corn borer)
Lineage: Eukaryota; Metazoa; Arthropoda; Insecta; Lepidoptera; Crambidae
Product: probable peroxisomal acyl-coenzyme A oxidase 1
Exons: 13
Coding region: 106-2109 (667 amino acids)
Biological process (GO): lipid homeostasis; fatty acid beta-oxidation using acyl-CoA oxidase
Cellular component (GO): peroxisome
Molecular function (GO): acyl-CoA oxidase activity; FAD binding; fatty acid binding
Source: RefSeq, a predicted model, not a curated record
GUAGUUUUAGUAAAUAAAUUAUUCAAACAAUUUUUAUUUUUAUCACUGAGAUACCACACUUUUUUCAUCGCCUCAGAGUAAGGCUGACGUAUAGUGGAUGAUAAGAUGGCCGGUGUAAAUGUAGAAAUUAAUGAAAAUUUGGUAAAAGAGAGAAGCAAAUGUACUUUCAACGUGAAGGAACUUACUCAUAUUUUUGAUGGAGGUGAAAAAUUGACACAGGAAAGGAAACGAUUGGUAAACGCAAUACUCAGCGUCAAAGAGUUGCAAGAUGAGGUGUCAGAGUUGUACCUGAGUUACAAUGAGCGGUACGAGAAUGUGGUCCGAAAGGGCAUCCUGCUACACAGUGUGCUAAAAGAAAGCAAGGAUAAAUAUGGGGAGCCGGACCCCAGAAUACUUCGUCGCGCGCAAGGUAUGGUGUUCAGAGACAUGUCGCCAUUUUUACUCCACUUGGGCAUGUUCAUCCUCACUAUCGAGGGUCAAGGCACACCGGAGCAACAGAGCGAGUGGCUGCCCAAAGCUCAUUCAAUGCAAAUCAUUGGGAGUUAUGCCCAGACAGAACUUGGCCAUGGCACGUUCCUCCGAGGCUUAGAGACGACGGCCACCUACGACGCUAGCACCGAGGAGUUCAUCCUGAACAGCCCGAAGCUGACGUCAUACAAGUGGUGGCCUGGCGGACUGGGAUCAACCAUAAACCAUUGCAUAAUAGCAGCGCAGUUGCACAUAAACGGGAAGAACCAUGGAAUCCACAUGUUCAUGGUGCAAAUACGCGACCUGGAAACCCACUUGCCUCUCCCAGGAAUCAAAGUCGGGGAAAUUGGCCCGAAGUUGGGAUUCCAGACUGUCAACAACGGGUUUUUGGGCUUCAAUAACUUCAGGAUUCCAAGGAAAAAUAUGCUGAUGAAAAAUUCGCAAGUGUUGAAGGACGGGACCUAUAUCAAAGGGCCGAAUGACAAGCUGACCUACGGCACCAUGGUCAGGGUACGGGUGAACAUAUUGUCCGACGUGGCUCUCUACGUCGCCAAGGCUGCCACCAUUGCUGUUAGAUACUCUGCGGUCAGGCACCAGUCACAAUUGAAAGCCAAAGAACCUGAAACACAGAUCCUGGACUAUUUGACACAACAGCACAAGCUGUUCAUCGCCAUAGCGACCAGCCACGCUUACGUGAGCACCUACGCCUGGAUGAUAAAAAAAUAUUUUAACGUGGUCGAAGACCUGGGAAAGGGCAAGUUAGACCAUUUGCCUGAGCUCCAUGCUUUGACUUGCUGCCUCAAGGCGACUUCAUCUCGAGACGGCGCUACAUUGGUGGAGCAGUGCCGUCUAGCUUGCGGUGGCCACGGUUACAUGGCCUCCUCUAACCUGCCUAUCCUGUACGGUCUAGCCACCGCCACCGUUACCUACGAGGGCGAGCAUACCGUUGUACUUCUGCAGACUGCUAGAUACUUAAUGAAAGCGUGGACUGCAGCUCUACAAGGGAAAGUGUUAGCACCAAGUGUUUCUUAUUUAGCAGACGGCAUGAAAUUUAAGAACCAAAUGUGGCAGAAUACACCAGAGGGAAUCAUCGAGGGUCUGCACCACGUGGCAGCAGGCAAAAUUAAGGAUGCUUUUGAUGUUAUUCAAAAGCACGUAAAGGCUGGCAAUGACUAUGAGGAUGCUUGGAAUUUGGCGUCCGUACAACUCAUCAAGGCUAGUGAGGCUCAUUCCCGGGCGAUCCUAUGCGAUGGGUACUGGAGGGAAACUAUUCGAAAUUCCAUGACCGCGUCUACGGGCGUAGCUUCUGUGUUGGGCUACUUGGCCCAGCUCUAUAUUGUCUACUGGGGGCUAGAGACAUCUGGAGAUUUAUUGAUGUACUCGAACAUAUCCAGAGAGGAUGUCACCGUUCUUAAAGAAAAAUACGAGGUGCUAUUGACUUUGAUCAGGCCAAAUGCUGUGGCACUCGUAGACGCAUUCGACUUUUAUGACCAGGAUUUGCAUUCAACUCUGGGGUCGUAUGACGGUCGGGUGUACGAGAGGCUGAUGGAAGAUGCCCUGAAGAGUCCUCUGAACAAGGAGCCCGUCAACCAGUCCUUCCACAAGUACCUCAAGCCUUUCAUCAAGAGUUCCAAGCUUUAAAAUUGUUUUAAGUGAUUCUAUAGAGGUGCAACACCACGCACCUUCGUUAACUUUUAAGUAUAAAUUUUAAUAAAACAUCAAUACUUUUUUCUGUUAUUAUUAUAUAAACGCAUUUUAUUAUUUUUCAAAAGAAAACUUUUGUAUAAAUUGUAUUUUGUAUAAUUAUGUGAAACGUUUUCCUGAAACAGUUUUAAAUUCUAGGUAAAAUGGUGUUUUACAUAAUUAUGGAUUUUAACUUAGGUACCUAGGCGAUAUGGUCCAUUGAGAGGUGCGAAGGAAAAGAAUUUAGCAGAUAAAUAUUUAUGUAAAUAUCAAUGAUUAUAAGUUAGUAAAUUAGUAUUUAUAAAUAUCA